Messenger RNA from Oncorhynchus nerka (sockeye salmon), 350 nucleotides. Its product is annotated as ladderlectin-like. The transcript is spliced from 3 exons. Lineage: Eukaryota; Metazoa; Chordata; Actinopteri; Salmoniformes; Salmonidae. The annotation marks the transcript as partial. The record is from RefSeq and is a predicted model, not a curated record.
CUAUCACCAUGGCGAUGUUGACCAUUCUUCUGCUUCUCAGCGCUGCCAUUGCACUGAGCGACGCCUUAACUCUGGAUGAAGCAAAUGCUAUGGUGGCAUCUGCAGCAGAUAAAAAAAUCCCAUGCCCCAAAGGCUGGUUCCAGUUUAAUUCACGCUGCUUCAUGUUUGUCCAGACUGCAAGGACAUGGCCUGAAGCAGAGCGCCACUGUAUGUUCCUUGGAGCAAACCUGGCGUCUGUGCACAGCUCUGUGGAGUCCCAAUUUCUACAGGCGGUGGUGUUGAUCAAGACUGGCGAUUUCCCUCUGACCUGGAUUGGAGGAUAUGAUGCUGUUGAGGCAAAUGUGGAAAAG